GUAUCGUAUUUGCUUGAGAGGCACUUCAACAAACCUACCAUUUAGGGAUAUUUCUAAAUGGGUAGAAAAAAUGCUGUUCGAUGAAGUUUGAUUGGCUCAACCAAAGGCAACAGGCGCACCGAUCAACUCCAUUAAAAAAUAGGUUCAGGAAAACCUUCAACAAGGAGGACAACACUAACCCUUCAGAGCUUCAAUGGCGGAAGCUCCACAACUUCUCGUUCAUCCAUACAACACAACCACUGACGAAUCAAUUGCAGAAUCCGCUUCCACGCUGGAAAAUGGUAAAAAACAAGAAGAAAAAACAUACGAUCCUCACAAUUUAUCGGCUUCUCCAUCUUCUGACGGUAAUGGCCUCCGCCCUCGAAUAAGAUAUGGUAAAGAAGAGUUGUUAAAUUUGCGGUUUGUUGUGAGUGAAGAAGAGCAGCUGCGAAGAUGGAACGAAAUCAUGGCUGCGCUGGGGCCUGUUAAAAGUGAAAUUCGCGAAAUGAAUCAAAGCGGGCAGAUGAGCAAGGAUGGUAGGCGCCAAAGAGCCCGUAAAAAGAAACAACACACGAACAAAAGGGAAAUAAUAAGUGAAGAAGAAAAUAAUAAAAAACAGCAGGAGGAAACAUAUCAUCCUUAUCAUUUAUCAGCUUUUCCAUCGUCUGACGGCAAUGCCCUCCGCCCUCGAAUAAAGUAUGGUAAAGAAGAGUUGUUAAAUUUGCAGUUCGUUGUGAGGGAAGAAGAGCAAGUGCGGGGAUGCAACGGAAUCAUGGCUGCGUUGGAACCUUUUGGAUGUGACCCUUGCGCAAUAGACAAAAGCGGGCAGAUGAACACGGAUAGUAGGCGCCAAAGAGACUGCAAAAAGACUGAACAAGAGAACAAAACGGAAACAAUAAGCACCGGUUCAGUGCUGCUGUUAAAAUCAGAAGAGGAAUGCUACAAAGAGCUACCUUGUUCUGGGCUCUCAGGAUUGAAAGCUGCAGAAUUCCAAAAAAGCAGUAACUGCUCAUACGAGGAGAAUUGGGAUUCUGAGAGCAGUGAGGAUGAAUUUGAUAGCUUACUGAAACCAGCAUUAGCAGUGGAAGGAGAGCCUGACUUUGCUUCUGGAUCACCUCACGAUGGAUUUGAAUAUCUUCGACGAGUAAGGUGGGAAGCUAAUCAAUAUCCUCGAGUGAAAGUUGCAAAUCUUGAUGUGAAGAAAUUGAAUGAGAAACAGACACCAUACAUGCCAAAUAUACCACCUGUUUUAGACUGUUCAAUAGAUUUGCUGCCUUCAAAAGACUGGGAAAGAGAAUUUCUAGCAGACUUUUCCAACUUGCGAAUGGAACUUUCAAAGAUUGAUCUAUCUAAGGAUCUCCAAUUAACAUGUUUGCCAUCUCGUAGAGAUAAAGUUGCAUGGGAGAGAUUCUGUUUUGGUGCAAUGUGUAGGCUAACAGACAAUGAAGAAUCCUGUUCUCAAGCAGGGGAAAAUGAGAAAGGUAGAGAUGAUGUUUUGGAAGAUUUAGAUGAGAUUACUGAAGCAAGCCAGGAAUGUCAAACGAAUGACACAGGUAAUCCUUGUGGUAAAGAUCUGAAGGUUGAUUGUCUGGGGGAAAAAAUAUAUACGAGUCCCACACUUUCAGUGAUUUUGAGCUUGGAUGAGGUUAUGAGGGCCACACUUUUCAUGUAUCAUGUGUCUUGGUUUGAAGGCAUCAGCUCUUUGUCAAAAGAUCGGGCGGUGUGGCUGUUUGCUCUUUGUGCAGUUUUGGAUAAACCACUAGAUGCAGAGACAUGUGCCUCAGUAAGAAGUUUGCUAAGAAAAUGUGCAAGUUUGAGGGCUUCUAAGACCAAAGAUGACGGAGAACUUCCUAUGCUGAAUAUUCUUAUAACUAUAGCAGGAAAAUAUUUUGGUCAAGCUGAGGAUUUGAUGUCACAAACCACAGCUUGUAAUCAAAGGCAGCAAUUGUAGGGUGAUUGCGAGUGUAGAGCUGCAUGUUUCCAAUCUUUCAAAUUCUACAUGCACCAGGAGCAUCUGAAAAUGAGGAGCCCAAUUCAUCCUUCUUGAAGAUUGAGAUGGCCUUAUUACUUAUUAGUGAUGGAGAUUUCAGUCCCAAACAUUUUGAUGAAAAUUUACUUACUUUCAGACAGUGUAGAAAUGUGUUCAUCUUUGAUUCUUCAGAUGUAUUUCGGAUGCAUCUCUACAAGGAAGAGGAGUUCAAAGAUCGUUUGCCAAGAAAUUCAUUGUUAGAGAUUGCGUUUAUAUAUUUUACUAUGGCAGGGAAUUCGCAGGUUCUCUUAAACGUUUCAACUACUAGCCAGUUAUAAUUAUUGGUUGUGUUUCUCAAGGUUUUUUGUCACAUCAGAGAACUUGUCUUUGCCUAGUUAAAAUAUUAUAUUAGUAUUUGUAUAUCA
Cryptomeria japonica (Japanese cedar) is the source of this 2373-nucleotide messenger RNA. RefSeq lists its product as uncharacterized. Gene Ontology annotation, cellular component: SMN complex; nucleus. Gene Ontology annotation, biological process: spliceosomal snRNP assembly. NCBI's taxonomy places the organism in Eukaryota, Viridiplantae, Streptophyta, Pinopsida, Cupressales, Cupressaceae. The record is from RefSeq and is a predicted model, not a curated record. The transcript has 4 exons. The coding region runs from base 194 to 1930 and encodes 578 amino acids.